GUUUGUGUUGGCAACACUGCUUGGUGUAAACAUUAAGGCAAGUGUCAAACAAUAUCGAGUGGAGUGUCAUCAUGGCAGUGUCCCCAGGCAUUCCCAAAAUUCCAGAUUAUGUAUUUGCUGAAAAAAUAGGUUCUGGAAACUAUGCUGAUGUGUAUAAAGCAUUCAAAAAGGGGAAGACUCGGGAAGUGGUGGCAGUGAAGUGUGUGCUGCAGUCCAGUCUUUCUAAGUCUUCUCUCGAUAACCUGGAAUCUGAGAUAAAAAUUCUGAAGAAGCUUAGACAUGAACAUAUUGUACAAAUGCUGGACUUUGUAUGGGAUGACAAGUACAUAUACAUCAUCAUGGAAUACUGCAGUGGUGGGGACUUGUCCUCCUUCGUCAAGUCCAGGCAACGGCUGCCAGAGAGUGUGUGUCAGAGGUUCCUACAGCAACUGGCUUCCGCCCUGCAAUACAUGAGAGAACAAAACGUCAGCCACCUGGACCUUAAGCCUUCAAACAUACUUCUGAAAUCUAGAAAACUUCAGGUGCUAAAAAUAGGUGACUUUGGUCUUGCUCAGCACAUGCCUGAAGACGACACGAACAGCACCAUCAAGGGAAGCCCCCUGUACAUGGCACCUGAGAUUGUGUUGAAGCGCCAGUAUGACGCGAAGGUGGACCUAUGGUCAGUGGGUGUCAUCCUGUACGAGUGUCUGUUUGGGAAGGCUCCUUAUUCAUCCAAGACAAUGGAUGAAUUGAUUGAAAAAAUAAAAAAGGACAAGCCAAUUGAAGUUCCUUAUGGAACCAAUAUUUCAUCUGAAUGUAGAGACUUGUUGGUAAAAUGUUUGGAGAGGGAUGUGAGUAAGAGAAUAGAUUUUGAAGUCUUUUUCUCUCAUCCGUUUGUGGACCUUGAACACAAGCCUGGCCCAGAGACCAUGCACAAAGCAACUGAACUUCUCAAAUUGGCCGUGAACUUUGAUGAAUGUAAAGAGUAUGAACCAGCUUACAGGAACUACUGUCAUGCACUGCAGUACCUGGUUCCUCUUCUGCAUAGUGAGAGUGAUGCCAGCAAGAGAGUGGCUUUGAGGCGGAAGAUCACCGAGUACAUGGGGAGGACAGAAGAAUUAAAGAAGGUUGUUAGCAAUGAGAGUGAGACUAAUUUAAAUAUUCCAAACAUUUCUGACCAAGAAUCUUUGAAGGUCAAUGAGUACAGAGGAAAUCGUGAAGAGUUACUGAGAUUGACAUCAACAACUCCUCAGAUACAAACAGCAAUAGAAAUUGCUGCAUCAGGAGAGUUGUAUGCUAGAGAAGGUAAUUAUUCUUUAGCCUUUGAGAAAUAUCAGCUUGCCCUUGGGAAACUUCUGGAAUUGAUGCAAAAUGAACCCAAGGGACGCAGGAAAGACCUGCUGAGGGAGGAGGUGACACGAUGGAUGUCACAAGCAGAACACCUCAAGGAAAUGCUAAACGAUGCACCAGCACAAGGUGUGGGACCAGAACUAUUUGCAACAACAGAUGAAAAAAACUGUGUUCUCCAGUAAGUGUCAAAAUUUAAUGUAAAUUAAGAAUUUCUUUAUUUCCUUUUGAUUCAUGCUAUCUUUUGCCUCAUACUUAUUUUCAAUAUAACAAUUAUAAAAGCAAGUGUUGUGAUGGAAUGAAGUAAAUAUAUAUAUGUAUUUAUGUAAAGACAAAGUACAUAAAUGUAUAUAUGUUUCUUCUUUGGUGAAUUAGUUGUACAUGAAUCUAUCUCCUCACAAUGGUUAUGGUUGGGUAAUGUUAGAAAUUCUUCAGGUGGGGGAGAGCAAAGAAAAAAAAAACCUGAACAUGAGUUAUUGCACUCUACUUAAUACAAGUUUGAGAAGACACUAUUUUUAGGGAUUACAUGCUUGUGCCUUGUUGAGUGUCUUAUAUCAUUUAAUAGGAAGUUUUUGUAUUAUUAUGUAAAUAUAAUUAUUUGUUCCAGAGACCCUAGAUUUGCCUAUUACAGAAUGUAGUUCACAGAUGAAGUUACUAGUGAGUAUGUAUAUAUCAUAGAUAUAAGUAGAUGUAAGUGAAUGUAUACAAUAUACUCAUCCAAUACAUU
Portunus trituberculatus (swimming crab) is the source of this 2053-nucleotide messenger RNA. RefSeq names its product serine/threonine-protein kinase ULK3-like (gene Aduk). Gene Ontology annotation, biological process: autophagosome organization; protein autophosphorylation; autophagy. Gene Ontology annotation, molecular function: ATP binding; protein serine/threonine kinase activity. Bases 72 to 1511 code for a protein of 479 amino acids. NCBI's taxonomy places the organism in Eukaryota, Metazoa, Arthropoda, Malacostraca, Decapoda, Portunidae. The record is from RefSeq and is a predicted model, not a curated record. The transcript is spliced from 2 exons. Gene Ontology annotation, cellular component: autophagosome; cytoplasm.